Molecule: messenger RNA, 10278 nt
Organism: Pantherophis guttatus
Lineage: Eukaryota; Metazoa; Chordata; Lepidosauria; Squamata; Colubridae
Gene: LRP5
Product: LDL receptor related protein 5
Biological process (GO): nervous system development; canonical Wnt signaling pathway
Molecular function (GO): Wnt-protein binding; Wnt receptor activity
Source: RefSeq, a predicted model, not a curated record
AGCGCCAGCACCGAGGAGGAGGAGGAGGAGGAGGAGGAGGAGGUGGCUCCGGGGAGCGCCCGCCUCCUUCGCUGCCGAGCGCGGUGCACACGGGGCAUGGAGCCUGCCUGAGCCAGUCCGCGGGCAGCUGCUGCUGCAGCACAACAUGGAGGCGGCAGCGCCGCCGCCGCCGCCGCUGCUUUUGGUCCUGUUCCUGCUCGCCGCCUCGCUACUUCGGUGCAACUUGGGGUCUGUCGCGGCUUCUCCUCUCUUGCUUUUUGCAAACCGUCGAGAUGUCAGACUGGUGGAUGCUGGUGGAGUGAAGAUGGAAGCAACAGUUGUAGUCAGUGGCUUAGAAGAUGCUGCUGCAGUGGACUUCCUUUACUCACAGAGUGUUAUUUACUGGACAGAUGUGAGCGAAGAAGCUAUCAAACAGACUUAUUUUAACCAAAGUGGGAAUCUUGUACAGAGCGUCAUCGUUUCAGGGCUGCUUUCUCCAGAUGGCCUGGCAUGUGACUGGAUUGGGAAAAAAUUGUACUGGACUGACUCAGAAACAAAUAGGAUUGAAGUUGCUAAUCUCAAUGGAACAUCUAGGAAAGUUCUUUUCUGGCAAGAUCUUGAUCAGCCAAGAGCAAUUGCCCUGGAUCCAGCUCACGGAUACAUGUAUUGGACAGAUUGGGGCGAAACACCUAGAAUAGAGCGUGCUGGAAUGGACAGCAGUUUUCGGAAAAUAAUCGUGGAUUCUGACAUUUAUUGGCCCAAUGGACUCACAAUAGAUCUCAGUGAACAAAAGCUUUAUUGGGCUGAUGCAAAACUGAGCUUCAUUCACAGAGCAAAUCUGGACGGCUCUUUCAGGCAAAAAGUGGUGGAAGGUAGUCUCACUCAUCCAUUUGCCCUGACGUUGGCUGGGGACACUCUGUACUGGACGGAUUGGCAGACACGUUCCAUUCAUGCCUGCAACAAGAAAGCUGGAGAGAAUAAGAGAGAAAUAAUAAAUUCUCUUUAUUCACCAAUGGACAUCCAAGUUUUGAGCCCUGAAAGACAGCCAUAUUUUCACACACCCUGUGAGGAAGACAAUGGUGGCUGUUCACACUUGUGCCUGUUGUCCCCAAAGGAACCUUUUUAUAGUUGUACCUGUCCUACUGGAGUCCAACUACAAGAAGAUGGAAAAACCUGCAAAGCAGGUGCUGAGGAAGUCCUCUUGCUCGCUAGAAGAACGGAUCUACGAAGAAUUUCCCUGGACAUGCCGGACUUCACAGAUGUCAUUCUGCAAAUAGACAAUAUUAGGCAUGCUAUUGCAAUUGACUAUGACCCUGUUGAGGGCUACAUAUAUUGGACAGAUGAUGAUGUCAGAGCUAUUCGCCGGGCAUUUCUUGAUGGAUCUGGAGCCCAGACUCUAGUAACAACAGAGAUAAAUCAUCCUGAUGGCAUUGCAGUAGAUUGGGUGGGUAGGAAUUUGUAUUGGACUGAUACUGGUACAGAUCGGAUUGAAGUUACACGUUUGAAUGGGACCUCAAGAAAGAUCCUUAUUUCAGAAAACUUAGAUGAACCUAGAGCAAUAGUGCUCAAUCCUGUGAUGGGUUAUAUGUAUUGGACAGACUGGGGCGAAAAUCCAAAGAUUGAGUCUGCUUAUCUGGAUGGGUCUGAGAGGAAAGUGCUGGUGAAUACAUCUCUAGGAUGGCCUAAUGGUUUGGCAUUGGAUCUUGAGGAAAACAAACUUUAUUGGGGAGAUGCAAAGACUGACAAAAUUGAGGUAAUAAGCCUUGAUGGAACCAUGAGAAAAACACUCAUAGAAGAUAAACUUCCUCAUAUAUUUGGAUUUACUUUACUUGGUGAAUAUAUCUACUGGACAGAUUGGCAGAGGCGAAGUAUUGAAAGGGUUCAUAAGAAGGGGGCAAGUCGGGACAUUAUCAUUGAUCAGUUGCCGGACUUGAUGGGUCUUAAAGCAACAAGUGUCACCAGAGCAGAGGGGACAAAUCCGUGUGCUGAGAAUAAUGGCGACUGCAGCCACCUGUGCUUCUUCACACCCCAGGAGUGCAGGUGUGCCUGUCCAAUUGGACUGGAGUUACUUAGUGAUAUGAGGACCUGCAUCAUCCCAGAAGCUUUCCUUGUCUUCACCAGCAGGGCAGCUGUUCAUAGGAUUUCUCUUGGAGCCAGCAACAAUGAUGUUGCCAUUCCUCUUACGGGUGUGAAAGAAGCUUCUGCUCUAGAUUUUGAUGUAUCUGACAACAGAAUCUACUGGACAGAUAUUAGCUUAAAGACAAUAAGCCGAGCCUUUAUGAAUGGAAGUGGACUCGAACAUGUGAUUGAGUUUGGGUUAGAUUACCCUGAAGGCAUGGCUGUAGAUUGGAUGGGAAAGAAUCUCUAUUGGGCAGAUACUGGAACCAAUAGGAUUGAAGUGGCCCGGUUGGAUGGGCUAUUCCGGCAAGUUCUUGUGUGGAAAGAUUUGGACAAUCCAAGGUCAUUGGCUCUUGAUCCAUCAAAAGGGUAUAUGUACUGGACAGAGUGGGGAGGAAAACCCAAAAUUGUUCGAGCAUACAUGGAUGGAACAAAUAGCAUCAUGCUGGUGGAUAAGGUGGGACGUGCCAACGAUCUUACCAUUGAUUACAAGGAUCAAAGACUUUAUUGGACCGAUCUGGACACAAGCAUGAUUGAGUCAUCCAAUAUGCUAGGGCAAGAGAGGGAAAUAAUAGCAGAUGAUCUACCUCACCCCUUUGGGCUAACUCAGUACAGUGACUUCAUCUACUGGACAGAUUGGAACCUCCACAGUAUAGAAAGAGCUGACAAAACAAAUGGGAGGAAUCGAACAAUUAUUCAGAAUCGUCUGGACUUUGUGAUGGAUAUAUUAGUUUUCCAUUCAUCACGACAGGAUGGUUUCAACGAGUGUGCGCAAAAUAAUGGACACUGCGGGCAGUUGUGCCUGGCCAUACCCAAUGGCUAUAGAUGUGGCUGUGCAUCGCACUACACUUUGGAUCCCAAGACCCGGAACUGCAGUUCACCCAGUAGUUUCUUACUAUUCAGUCAGAGGUCUGCAAUAAGUCGGAUGAUACCAGAUGAUCAGCAGAGUCCAGACAUCAUUCUUCCCAUCCAUGGCCUAAGAAAUGUUAAAGCCAUUGAUUAUGAUCCACUUGAUGCAUUCAUCUACUGGGUAGAUGGACGCCAAAACAUUAUUAAAAGGGCGAAAGAUGACGGUAGUCAGCCUUUCACAGUCAUGAAUAUUCGCAACCAAAGCCAAAAUCCAGAAAAGCAGCCACAUGACCUGAGCAUUGAUAUUUUCAGCCAUACUUUGUACUGGACCUGUGAAGCUACAAAUACAAUCAAUGUCCACAGACUUAAUGGCGAGCAGAUUGGAGUUGUCUUACGGGGAGAUCAUGACAAGCCCAGGGCCAUAGUUGUAAAUGCAGAACGAGGGUACAUGUAUUUCACUAAUAUGCAAGAACGAGCCCCAAAGAUUGAGCGUGCAGCCUUGGAUGGAACAGAACGAGAAGUGCUCUUCACCACUGGUUUGCUUCGACCUGUUGCACUAGUGAUUGACAAUAAGCUUGGGAAGCUCUUUUGGGUGGAUGCUGAUCUCAAACGGAUUGAAAGUUGCGACUUAUCAGGGGCUAACCGGGUCACAUUACAGGAUUCCAACAUUCUCCAGCCAAUGGGUUUGACUGUUCUGGGAAAUCAUCUCUACUGGAUUGAUCGGCAGCAGCAGAUGAUAGAAAGAGUGGAAAAAACCAAUGGAUACAAGAGGACCAGAAUACAAGGUCGAAUUGCUCACCUAACUGGUAUACAUGCCAUUGAAGAUAUUGAUAUGGAGGAAUUCUCAAACCACCCGUGUUCCCGAGAUAAUGGGAAGUGUUCACACCUCUGUAUAGCAAAAGGAGAUGGAACUCCCAGGUGUUCCUGCCCUGUUCAUUUGGUACUUCUGCAGGACCUCUUAACGUGUGGAGAGCCACCAACCUGUUCCCCAGAUCAGUUCACAUGUGCAACUGGAGAGAUUGAUUGUAUUCCCAUGGCAUGGCGUUGUGAUGGCUUUUCAGAAUGUGAUGAUCAGAGUGAUGAAGAAAACUGCCCCAUCUGCUCAGCAACCCAGUUCCAAUGUGAGAAGGGACAGUGCAUCGACGCACAUUUGAGAUGUAAUGGAGAAGUUGAUUGCCAAGAUAAAUCUGAUGAAUCUUAUUGUGAAACUAUUUGUCUGCAGAAUCACUUUCAGUGUGCCAAUGGCCAGUGUAUUCUCAAAAAACAGCAGUGUGACUCUUUUCCGGACUGCAUUGAUGGUUCUGAUGAACUUUUCUGUGAUAAGGCACUUUUUACCGAAAAAAUUAAAUCCUCUAAUGAUUCUGGACCCCACAGUAAUGCUAUUGGGCCUGUGAUUGGAAUUAUUCUUACCCUUUUUGUCAUGGGAGGCAUGUAUUUUGUUUGCCAGCGUGUGGUUUGCCAACGUUACGCUGGGCCUAAUGGACCUUUUCCACAUGAGUAUGUCAGCGGGACCCCUCAUGUUCCCUUAAAUUUCAUUGCUCCAGGGAGUUCUCAGCAUGGGACCUUUACAGGCAUCUCUUGUGGAAAAUCCAUGAUUAGCUCCAUGAGCCUAAUGGGUGGAAGCAGUGGUGCCCCUCUUUAUGACAGAAACCACGUCACUGGAGCUUCCUCUAGUAGUUCAUCCAGUACAAAAGCCACAUUUUAUCCACAGAUUUUGAAUCCACCACCUUCACCAGCUACAGAUCGCUCCCUCUAUAACACAGAAAUGUUUUAUUCUUCAAACAUUCCAUCAACAACAAGGUCUUACAGGCCUUAUCUUAUCAGAGGGAUUGCUCCACCAACUACCCCUUGCAGCACAGAUGUAUGUGACAGUGACUACACCACAAGUCGGUGGAAAGCUAACAAAUACUACAUCGACUUAAACUCAGACUCAGAUCCUUAUCCACCUCCUCCUACUCCUCGCAGCCAGUACAUGUCAGCAGAGGAAAGCUGCCCACCGUCUCCAGCUACUGAGCGAAGCUACUUCCACCUCUACCCCCCUCCUCCAUCUCCUUGUACAGACUCUUCAUGAUUUUAACAGAAGGGACUUGUCUUUUCCUGUAAAUAUGUUUUUAAAUAUGAACAAAGAUUUUAAAUAUAUAUUUUAUGAUCUAAAAUGGGGUGGGAACUUAUAAAAAAUGUGAAUAAAAAUGAAUGGGCCUGGGCUGUGAAAAUUGUACAGCAAAGUGAUAUUUAUGUUGAUUUUUUUAAUUUAAUAAUCCAUUCUUUUGUGCCAUAGUUUGCCUUUGCAUUGAAGUCACAACAUUUAAAUUGACCUCCAAAGGAGGUGAGAAGCAGAAAAUAAUAUGCUUGGAACAUUUUGAAAUCAUCUUUUGGUUCAAUAAAGGGGAAUGUGCCAAGUUAUUUUAAAUAAUAUAAAAGGCAAGAAGAAGUAUGUAUGAAUGAAUGAAUGAAGGAUGAUGUUAUUUGAAAUACACACGAGGGAAAUUCUUGUGUGUCUGUGUAUGUCUGUAUAUGUGUGUGUGUCUGUGUGUAUGGAUUAAUACUUGAUCCUAGGUACUUAACCACAAAAAUGGGCUUCCUAUGCUUUCUUUUCUUUUAUUCCAUCAUUCACUUUCCAAAAGAGUCAGUGCAUUAAAAAAGUGAACUUCUAGAAUAUGUGUUAGAUUUAUUACAUUAUUCAUGAUGAACUACUUCUCCCCAAAUUAAAAUAAGCAUUCAGUCCUAUUGGACGCAUCACAUUUCUAUUACGAGUCUGUCAAAUUCAAGGCACUGCUUCAUGUUUUAUGUUUCUCUAAAGGCCCCCAAUACAGCUCAGGAGAUAUGGAGGAGAGAGGAGGGAGGAAAGGAGGUGGUAGUCAUGACAGAAAUAAAAAUGAAAAGUGGAAAAAAAGAAUGAAUCAAUUUUCUGAAAGAUUAAAAUAGUUUAGAAAAAUGUAAUCCCUCAAAAGACUCUUUUUCUCUCACAUCCAUCUGAAUUUUUUUUAAAAAAAAUCUAUAAAAAUUAAAACACAUUUCAUCAGUUAAAAACAGUUUAUAAAGAGUUCACUGAAUAGCAAAACUAUUUAUCCAAAUUGAUGCAUUUGGAUAUUUCUUGAAUAGGUGUCUGCCAAGGCCCCUGGUUAUACAGAAAAAAGCAACCUUUUCUCAAUUUAAAACAUAACAUACACUGCCACCAUAUUCUCCACUGGGUAAGAAUCCAAAUUUUACCCUCUCUAACCUUUUAUAUAUAAUAUUAGAGAGAGAGAGAGCACAGGAGUAAGGAUCCUCAUAAUCAGAGAGAGAAUUCAAUAAAAGAUCAUUAUAUUUGGAACAAAACCCAGAAAGAAAGGUGCUUUUCAUCACGGGUCAGGAAGAAAAUGAGCAACACGUCUCACAUUACUGACUGUGCUUGUGCUUUGGUUUGAUUACCUCACACAGAAUGUUUGAAAGCUUGUAGAAUUAGGAGACUGUGAUGUGAACAAAUAAUGAAAUAUGAUUGGAAAAAGAGGGAAAAGCCAAAAUUACAGUAUGUUUUCACAGCUGCGUAACAGCAGGUGCAGCCGGCUUUUGACAGUCAGAAUCAUUGACAAAGAUGAAAAUUGUUGUUUUUUUACAUUUAUAGCUGAGUUUUAGCAAGUAUUUCUGGCCAAGUGUGAGGUGAGACUUCUCCAACCCCUGGCCACUUUUUCCAAGCUUAUUAAUAAGGUGGAGGUUGAUCUCUGUUAUUUCUGAAUAUGUUCUCAUCAGUCUAUUCCUAAUAGUUUGGAUAUGGUGGUUUAAUUCUGAGGACCUACAAUUAGUAUCUUUGAGUACAGGAGAAUUCUGAUCUCUCAAGAAACUUGUAUUUUGCAGACAUGCCAUUUUACAUUUCUUUCCAAGUUUAAUAUGGGAGAUAAAAUAUUAGAAUUAUUUAUUUGUAUGCAAAAAUAUCCUUACCCUGAAUACUUUGGGGAGGCCAAAGUCGUUUGGGUGUAUUGCCUAUAUGUCUAGCACAAAAAUAGUCCAUAACAAUGCAUCUAGAGUACUCAGCUCAAAAAUCAUAACAUUCCGUACUAAUUUUAAAUCAUAGUAACAUACUAUUAAAAAAACAAUCCUUAGUAGCUCAAAUUGGGUGGGAAGGUAAUAAAGCCAGCUUCUUCUAAUUCUAGGAUUCUAUUUCUAGCUUUGUUACAGAUAAAGCUUGUAUGUGUGUGUGAGCGCACACACACAUACACAUACAUAGUUGUCGAGAGAUUUGCAUCCACUAAUUUGUUUUAUAAUUGCUUUUAACCUUUUGUCUAGCAUUUAUAAAAAGAUACCCUUUAAUUCUUAACAUGGCAUGCUUUGAUUUACCAUUGCCAGGUUUCUAAAACGCACUGAACAUUAAAAUUUGAAUGAAUAGUUUAUUUUUUAAAAGAAAGUUAAACAACCAUUGGUAAUAUUAAUCUGCUUGCUGAAAAUAUUGUACUGCAUUCAGUACAGUGAAUUGGAUACUUUAAGCAGUGAAAAAAUAACUAAUGCUAUCAAUGUGAACAGAGCACUAUAAUACUUACGGUUAUAAUACUGAAUAUUUUUAUUUUGCUUGCUAUUGUAAAUCUGUGUUAAUCAGGAAAAUUAAAUAUUCUACUUUCUUGAUUAACAUGCUAAUUGGGAAACAUCCCACCAAAUUCGAAUAAAUUAUUACAUCUGCCCAACUGGAGUUGUUGUAGAAUUGAGUGAAGUCAGAAAUACCUUACCAAGAAAUAAUUGUCAUAUUUUCGUUACUUUAAAUUAUUUCUCUCUCUCCAAUCCAGAAUUUUAGCUAAAAUAUCUGAUAUCAGUAGUACUCUGGGCUAUGAUAUUAUCCAUGUCUUUUUUGACAUAGGUCUCAAUGAAUCACAUUAAAAACUAUACUAUGAGUUGUUUGUUUGCUUGCAGACAAUUCUUUACCAAGGAGAAAACCACAUUCCCACCAACACUGGUAGGGCAAGCUACUGUAUAUAAACAGAAAGCAAACCCCACAUUUAAACUAGCACUGAUAAUAUUAUCUAGUCUGGUAAUGAAACAUCUGCAAAUAAACAACCAUGCUCAGAGCCCAAAGGACUUCACAGUUCAGUUCUCUUCUGUUGGAAAAAAGAUACAGUUUACCAAGUCAUGAAUCAGUGUGGAGAUUAAUUCUAAUUUUUAUAAGCUAUUUUGAAAUGAUACCACAUAAACUGUUGAUUGUAAUUUUAGCUUUCAAGAGCCAUCUUAGUCUGGGAUCAUUGGCCAUGUUGCCAAAGAGUUACAAGAGUUUUUUUUUAAGCCAUAGUUUGCUUAACUCUGAUUGAAUAAAUUACAGUUGCUAGGUUUAUGCUAGGCCCGAACCAAAUCACAUUAUGACAGCCCCAUGAAUAUGAACCUUAUCUUCAUAUUCUAAAUACAAUACAUGUGAAUAUAUGUAAAUGUAACUGAUUGGCUUUAUUAAAAUUUUAAAGAGCAAGUAACUCUUGUUCAGGUCUAGCCAUAAUGCAGUGUCAAAGGUUAACUUUCUUAUAUUGGCUUGCCAUUGGUUAAUGACUGUGUGGCAUCUCACUACCCUAGGAAAAUUGAUUUGAAUGUUUUAUCUCUUCAAAAGUGAUUGUUAAUGUUGGUGAAAUCUUAAGUAGCAUAUCUCUUCCAGCCAGACUGGGUUUUACUGUGUAGAAAGAUAUAAGAUUGGAUACCUAAUCCCUGUAUCUGAUGUUUGUUUGGGUCCACUUAAGAUCCAUCUUCAUGAACAUUAGUUUUUAAAAUCCAUAAUUCACUGAAAGUAGUUAUUGAUCUGGACCUGAGAGCGAGCUUGCUCUUAGCAAUUAACACGUUAGGACAACUAAGGCUUUUUGAAAGGAAAAGCUGGUCUUAAUAUACAACAUAUUAAAAGUCUUCAUCUGAAAAGUAUUUAAAGCACCUUUAGAUAUGGAGCUCAGUUCCCUGGAAGUUUCCUUUGCCAAUUUUAUGUGUGGAUGUAGGUGGCUGAGGUAUUGGAUGGAAAGCAGAGUGUGGUGUCAAAUUUAAUUUGUAAAGUAAUAUUUGUUGAAAAUAUUUUGUAAAUAAUGUAAUUGAACUAUUUGCAAUUAGGUGAAAAACAAUUGAUUUUAUUAAAUAAUGAAUAAGAACUAUUGGGCCUGGAUUAAAAUGGAACAAAAUUAGGCUUGCCAAGUUACAAACUUGUGAAUCCUCCUUUAUUUUUGAGCCUGUUGAGCUCAACUAGAGGAAAAGUCAGCUAAUAGCUUUUCCAACUUCUUUUUUUCUCCCUCAGGGCCUAUUAUAUAUCUACUUUUUGUGUUGUGGGAUACACAUUUCACUGCUCACAUUACAUCAUAGAUUCUUUAAUAAACCAUAGGUGGCUGAUUUUACAGAACACUAAGCUAUAAACUAUUAUUUAACAAAUCACAAUUGGUUCGCCCACUGCAGUAAAUCAAACCUAAUCAUCUUAUGGGCUAUUGCAAUAUGUGAACUUUCCCAUAGGAUCUUCUUGGUCAUUGCACUAAGAAUGAGGGAAGCAGAGUAACCAAUUAUGGAAAAGUGGAGAGGGGCGGAAGAACAGGAGAAGCAGUAGCUGGCUCAUCCCAGUUUGGUGGGAACACAAAAGGGGGGAAAUCAUUGAAUGCAACCUGGCAACUUACAUUUUUAAAUGGGUUGUUUUUUACUGUUAUAUGUACAUAACUCAGAGGGCAUUCUAAUUAGAAAUGAAACCCAGGCUGCUUUCUGUAUUGUAUCUAAGUAUUUUGCAGUUGCUGCUAAUGUAAUGUAAAUGUACAUGAAAAUAUGCAGAUAUUGCCAAGAAUUGUUAUAAUAGACUCAUGCUGAUCUGUUUUAUAUUUAUAUUGUAAAGUGUAUUCUGCAAACCUCCUAAAUAUUUUAGCUUUAUAUUCAUAUACCGUUUUGUAGACACAGUUUGUCACACAGAGAAAAAGUGCCUUUGGUCUUUUUAAACAACCUAGCAUAUUGACAUAGGCAGAUGAUAACAAAGCCUUAAAAACGAAGCAACCUUUUAUUCAUUUGCUCCAUUUGUUAGUUUUUCAUCAAGCAUGGUGUUGCAAAUACAUAUUGUGUUCAACUCAUUCCAAGUUAAGGCAUUCACAGGAUGGUGGGACUAAGCUUGUUUGUAUAUGUUAAUGCAACGUCACUAAUUAUGUGAUUUUACAGAGAGUUGUGCUUGGUUUUUUGUUUUUUUUUUAAGAAAAUAUUUCAGAGAAAUCUGGGAGAAUUUUUACCCAGAAAUUACAAAAUUGGGAGCUUUAAGACACCCAAUGUGCUCCUUUUCAUUUCACUGUUUAUAUUUUAUGGAUGCUAAAUAUGCUAUUGGUAUAAAUUUUUGUAAAAUUAUGUAACAAAAUCUCUGUUAUUAAAUUAGAUUAAUGUACUUUC